AUGCCCAUACCCCAAGCUAAAGCGGCCCCGGACGAAGACAAGCUGCGCUCCCCGCAGACAUCCCCGGGACCACCGCAGGUCAGAGCACCAGCCUCACCCAACUUUGAUUCUUCGCCUUUGGAGAGUCACAAGCCCCAAGCAACAGUUGCAUUGACUUUUUGUUCUUUCUUCUUCUCUGUUCUGCUUCCCCACCUCUUCCGCUUGUUUCCCCUCCUUCUUCCCAAUUGCUCCUACGAGCUCCUGCCACUGCUGCUGGAAUCCACGUCCAACCUCCUUUCACUUCUCUUUCCAUCCCUCUUCGAUUUAGUUACUUGCUCUCUGGCCUGUCUUCAGCCGCUCUUCGGACUUCAAAUAUCAAUGGCUACUAACGGCACGGACACGCCCAGGCGGGACACGAGGAAUCAUGCUCUUUUCGAAGUGGCAACCGAAGUCGCCAAUCGAGUGGGAGGCAUCUAUUCGGUGUUGAAAUCCAAAGCUCCUGUCACCACGGCUGAGUAUGGCGAACGUUACACACUCAUCGGUCCCUGGAAUAGGGCUUCUGCAGCUGUCGAAGUCGAAGUCCUGGAACCGACAAAUCAGGCUAUGGUUGACACAAUUGCGUCUAUGAAGGAACGUGGUAUUGAAAUGAUCUACGGACGUUGGCUCAUUGAGGGAGCUCCUCGAGUGCUGCUUAUUGAUACUGGAACGGGCUACCGCUACCUGAAUGAAUGGAAGGGGGAUCUCUGGAAUAUUGCUGGUAUCCCUUCGCCUGAAGGAGAUCAUGAGUCCAACGAAGCAAUUGUCUUCGGAUACCUGGUAGCAUGGUUUCUUGGAGAGUACAUUGCGCACGAGUCAAAACGAGCCGUGGUUGCCCAUUUUCAUGAAUGGCUUGCUGGAGUUGCCCUCCCUUUGACCAAAAAACGACAUAUGGACUUGACAACUAUUUUCACUACACAUGCGACUCUCUUGGGUCGUUAUCUUUGUGCUGGGUCUGUUGACUUCUACAACAACCUUCAAUAUUUUGAUGUUGAUGCCGAGGCCGGGAAACGUGGUAUCUACCAUCGAUACUGCAUUGAGAGAGCGGCAGCCCACUCUGCUGAUGUCUUCACAACUGUAUCACACAUUACUGCUUUUGAAAGUGAGCACCUGCUGAAGAGGAAACCCGACGGUGUCCUACCUAACGGGUUGAACGUGAAGAAAUUCUCUGCCAUGCACGAAUUCCAGAACCUGCACUCGCAAGCCAAGGAGAAAAUCCAUGAUUUUGUCCGGGGGCACUUUUACGGGCAUAUGGACUUUGACCUGGAAAAUACACUCUACUUCUUCACUGCUGGUCGUUACGAGUAUCGUAACAAGGGUGUGGACAUGUUCGUUGAAUCACUGGCACGGCUUAACCAUCGCCUUAAGACAAGCGGCUCAAAGACUACUGUGGUUGCCUUUAUCAUCAUGCCAGCUCAAACUUCGUCACUGACAGUAGAGGCCUUGAAGGGCCAGGCUGUUGUUAAAUCUCUGCGAGAUACUUUGGAGAUGGUUGAGAAAGGCAUUGGUCGGCGACUCUUUGAACGAUGUCUUUCCUGGAAGGACGGGGACAACAUGCCCGAUGAAAAGGACCUUAUCACUAGCCAAGAUCGAGUUCUCUUGCGCCGUCGGCUUUUUGCAUUGAAACGCAACACUUUACCUCCAAUUGUAACACACAACAUGGUCAACGACUCAGAAGACCCGAUUCUGAACCAGUUGCGUCGCGUUCAGCUCUUCAAUCAUCCUUCAGACCGAGUCAAAGUUAUCUUCCACCCAGAGUUUCUGAACUCGGCCAAUCCCGUCCUGCCGCUCGAUUAUGACGACUUUGUACGAGGUACGCACAUGGGAAUUUUCCCUUCGUAUUACGAACCAUGGGGCUAUACUCCGGCGGAAUGUACGGUCAUGGGUGUUCCCAGCAUAACAACAAACUUAUCUGGCUUUGGCUGCUACAUGGAGGAACUCAUCGAGAAUUCAUCUGACUACGGUAUUCAUAUUGUGGACCGACGGUCCAAGGGAGUUGAUGAUUCGGUCAACCAGCUCUCUGAUUUCAUGUUUGAGUUUGCAUCCAAGAGUCGGCGCCAACGUAUCAAUCAACGGAACCGAACCGAACGACUCAGUGACUUGCUUGAUUGGAAACGUAUGGGACUUGAAUAUGUCAAGGCGCGGCAAUUGGCUUUGAGGAGAGCUUACCCUACAUCAUUUGAUGCCGAGGAGGAUUUCAGCGACUAUAUUGGCAGCACGGCCCAAAAGAUCUCUCGACCACUCUCGGUCCCAGGAUCACCACGUGAUCGUACUGGAAUGAUGACUCCUGGAGACUUUGGUUCGUUGCAGGAAGGCCGAGAGGGGUUAAGUACGGAGGAUUACAUUGCGUGGAAACUGCCUGAGGAGGAAGAGCCAGAUGACUUUCCGUACCCCCUGACACUCAGGACCAAGGGGUCGAGCGACCGUCCUCAAUCGCCUCUCGAUUCGAUCUCGUUGAAUGGCAAUUAG
Talaromyces atroroseus is the source of this 2484-nucleotide messenger RNA. RefSeq names its product Glycogen. Gene Ontology annotation, molecular function: alpha-1,4-glucan glucosyltransferase (UDP-glucose donor) activity. Bases 1 to 2484 code for a protein of 827 amino acids. Gene Ontology annotation, cellular component: cytoplasm. The record is from RefSeq and is a predicted model, not a curated record. The transcript has 6 exons. NCBI's taxonomy places the organism in Eukaryota, Fungi, Ascomycota, Eurotiomycetes, Eurotiales, Trichocomaceae. Gene Ontology annotation, biological process: glycogen biosynthetic process.